This is a messenger RNA of Bufo bufo (common toad), 4833 nucleotides long. RefSeq names its product N-alpha-acetyltransferase 60, NatF catalytic subunit (gene NAA60). Lineage: Eukaryota; Metazoa; Chordata; Amphibia; Anura; Bufonidae. Gene Ontology annotation, cellular component: Golgi membrane. The coding region runs from base 449 to 1177 and encodes 242 amino acids. The record is from RefSeq and is a predicted model, not a curated record. Gene Ontology annotation, molecular function: histone acetyltransferase activity; protein-N-terminal amino-acid acetyltransferase activity. The transcript is spliced from 9 exons. Gene Ontology annotation, biological process: N-terminal peptidyl-methionine acetylation.
CCGCGACAAGGAAAUCGCCUUCCUGUUCCUGUACUGGUGACAGCAAAAAAAAAAAAAAAAAACAACUGGAGGAGAAGCGGCGCCGGAAGUACCGGGAGGAAGGGGAGCCCAGGGCGGCGGAGACGGCACGACGAGGAGCGUACACGGAUCAUGGAGUCUCUGUAAUUAGCGGAGGAGCUCAGGGCUCAGACGGGAGACGCCGAUCUGAGGCCACGCUGCUCCAGAAACAAGCCUCGUCUCCUCCCGCUCCCACGUGAAAAUGGCAGACCGCUGAGGGUCAUGUGACACAGUGCAACCAUCAGCAGCUUCCAUUGAAACGCACAGCGCACGCGCUGGUUUCCUGGAAGUCCAGGUGAUGCGCAAGGGCAGGUUAAAGUAUUCGCUUGUCUCACUGCCAGGCAGCGCCGCCUGCCCGGGUGGUGGAUGUCCAUGUGCAGUGGAGGUGUGAAUGAGCGAGGAGGGCUCCCCCGCUGCUCUCGCUGACACGGUCCUGCGCUUCCUGUGCCAUGAUGACAUAGACUCAGUGAAGGAACUAUGUGCCGACUGGUUCCCCAUCGAGUACCCGGAUUCCUGGUACAGAGACAUCACAUCAAACAAGAAAUUCUUCUCCCUGGCAGCCACCUGCAAUGGGCAUAUAGUGGGCAUGAUUGUAGCGGAAAUAAAGAGCAGGACCAAAGUGCACAAAGAGGAUGGGGACAUCUUGGCGUCCAGCUUCUCCAGCGACACACAAGUGGCGUACAUACUGAGUCUGGGCGUGGUGAAGGAUUUCAGGAAACAGGGAAUUGGUUCCCUGCUGCUGGAAAGCUUGAAGAGCCACAUCUCCAGCACAGCCCAAGACCUGUGCAAAGCUCUGUACCUGCAUGUGCUGACCACCAACAGCAACGCCAUCUGCUUUUACGAGAACCGACACUUCCAUCAGCAUCACUAUCUGCCGUACUACUACUCCAUCCGUGGGGUGCUGCAAGAUGCCUACACAUACGUGCUAUAUCUCAACGGAGGGCACCCACCCUGGACUGUGAUUGACUAUCUGCAGCACCUGGGUUCUGCUCUGGCCGGUCUCAGCCCGUGCUCGCUCCCGCAGAGGAUCUACCGCCAGGCUCACACUCUGCUGCGUAGUUUACUCCCCUGGUCUGGCAUCUCGGCCAAGAGUGGCAUUGAAUACAGUCGCACCAUGUGACAACAGAUUUAAGCCACCACCUGGCUGCACAUCUCUGUGACUGCACUCUGGAUUCUCGAGGAGCGACACCAUCAUAGGAUACAGGGUCUGUUGCAUCUUCCGCUCCCUCGGCAGGCCGCGAUCUGUCCUGCCCCUGCACACAACUUUUAUUUGCAGGAACUUCUAAUGGGAUCUCUUUACCGUAACCGUUAGUUCUGUCUGGCUGCUAUAACCCUCAUCGUUUCCUAACAGACUUUAAAAGGAGAUCCCGUUCUCUCCGGCGACACAGGAAGCAGCCUACAUUCUGCCCUCUUUUUUGUAGCCUGGAGCUGCAUGUUUUGUUUUUUUAUUUGUAUUUUUUUUUUUUUUAUACAAUUUUUUUUCUUCUUUACAAAUCAGUUGACUUUGGUGUCCACGCGGUUGCAGAGUUUCACCUAUAUGGCAAGUGACGGGUGGAGGAGAGAACUAUGCAGCGGCCUCUGCUAUGUAGAGGACAGAAUCACCUUGCCCCUUGAUGUCUUCCUUUUGCGUCGUGUGUGUGGCAUCAGGAUUGUACGGUCUGAGAAGCAGUCCCGGUGCCCACUCCCGAUGCGGCAUAUGUACAUUGGGUUUCUAUUAACAUGACAUCCAGAAAGAACAAAAGGUGGAGACAUAAAAACAUCUUGGCAUCCGACUCCAAGGUCAUUCAUGUCUUUUUUUUUUUUUUUUUUACCCUAUUGGUAAGAGUGGGAGCCAUUUUUAUUGCUUCUCCAACUGUAGUGCAUCCUCACUGUACCCAUAUCUUUCUUAUCUUUACAAAAAUUUGAUUAUGAAGAUGGAGAAAACUAUGGUUUGAUAGCUGCCAUGCUUCCUUGCCCUUUCUCCUGCCCAGUUUAUUUGCAUGCAGGGCAUAGACCUAAGGCUGUGUUCACAUGGCAGAUUUUAACGGUCAAAAUCCGCUGCAUAUUCUGCAACAGAAACAAUCUCGGUUUUACAAUUUCAGUGCUUUGGACCUGAUUAUGGUUUAAAAACUGAAUGGCGCUAAACUGUGAGCAGACUGCUGCAGUGGUUUUCCAUAUCCAUUCUUGGCAUGGUCUGGAAAGCCACCCGUAAUGUGCAACCACAUGAACGGCGCUCUGGACUCCCAUUGAAAACAGUGGGGCGUGGUUUAACCCCAGAUGGCACUCUGUGGAAUAUCGGCCAUGUUAAUAUAGCCUAAAACAGACUAGUUGUUAAGGACAUGCUGCAUGACAGCUGGUGCUGUUAGGCACCAUGUCCAUAGCAACCAGACAUGACAGAACUGUUCAUUUUAAAGCAGGACUGUCAUCGUCUAAAAGCAGAACGGCCCCCGUCAGAUAUUCAUCUUGUCUCAGCCCAGAUUUUUCCAUGAAGAAGCGCUGUAAUCUAGCCUUGCCUCUUACGUAAUCCAUCAGGGUACAUUUUAUACUAUUACAGUUAAUUGCCGCAUGUAAUGAGCGACUCUUUCAGCUCCUCCAAUUUUUUCUUUAUUUUUUUAGAAUUGAAUUUGCACUUUUUCACAUACACGUAUUUGCUCAUAGAAGUACAUAUACUAAGUGUAGGAUCUAUACCGUGUCACAAUCAAGUUACAUGCAACUACUGGUAUUAUCUCACCAGCGGCUUCCUGGGAGGGUGGCCUAUGGGGCCCUUGAAGAAAGAGGGGGCCUAGCCCUUAUUGGUCCCAUGGCCUUUGUAAUUAGAUGGUGAAAAACGUAUGCAGGACGCGUCUCUCCAGCGCGCGGGGGGGGGGGACAAAAACCAGGCACAGUAGAAGGCCCAUUUUGAUCUUUGUUUAGGGGCCCUCUCAGCUAUGUAUGCCCACCUCUCUCCAGCCUGUGUUUCGUCUUUUAUCUAUUCUUCAAAAAAGCUUUGCAGGUGCCGUCUGGGUAGAUCAUUGGCAGGUUUUAACCCCUUCCAUUCUGUCAUUUUUAAUCUUUUAAAACAAAUAUUUAGACGGCGGACGAUGGAAAGGGUUGACGCACGACGGUGAGAUUUGUCAGACGUACAUUUGCCGGGUAGGUAGCCAUGAUGAUGCGUGUACUGUACUGAGCAAUCUGCAGAUUUCUCUGUCUCGUGGGUUAUGCCAGAAACUGACUUAUAGCAAAUCUCUCAGACUGGCAUAAAGAGGGUAGGCGUGACCCUGGCGCAGGUGAUAAGACUGUGGUCACAUACCGUACGCACACAACUUUUUUUUUUUUUUUUUGGGCCAAAACUGGGACCAGAUCCAAGCAAUCAAGCCUUCCUUUAUACCUUUCUUCCCUGUUGGAUGUGAACCAGAUUUUAACAAAGAUGACAUCUUGUUAUGUCUAUGUGACUACAGCCUUAAGCUGGCCAUAUACUUUAGAUAGCUUUUUGUUGAUUACUCAUAUGGUUGACAGCUGAUCCUGCCCCCAUACACUUGUACGCUCGGCUGAGCAUGCAUGUGCUCUCAAAGUUGAGCGGUGAAUAAGCUGCUGUCGGCCUCCCCUGGUGACAACUUAUCUUCCUUUUAGAACAAAAGGAUUGGUCUUGUUGAAAUACAACAUGGCUGACCUUUCUUUCCCCUUCCCCUUGUGCAGAGGUGGUUGUCCAUUCCCAACACAAUUGGCGGGUUCAGCCAGCAUUCAUCUGAUGUGUACCCCGAAGAUGGUGUUGGUGGAGAGAAGGAUUAGGCUUGUUGAAUUUCAACCCUCUAUGCUUUUUGUUCUCCCAGGUCUGGCGGCAGCUUUCUCCUCUCUCCCUAUUUGACAACACAUGCAUACUUGGCUGAACUGAGUGUGCAUGUGGGAGAGAGAACUGCUGGCCAGAUGUGUAUGGACACCUUUAGUGUAAUAGUGAAUAAAAAAACUUUCCAACUAUUGCCCCUGACUAGGGACCCCUCUGUUUGAUGUACCCCCGGUCCUUAUAAUUCCUUGUAGUAACAGGAGAACAGAUCUCUGCUGUUUUAACUUUGGGGGGUCCCCUCCCCUGUUUUCCCACAGCAGGAGGCUGCAUCAAUUGACCAUCCGUUCAUGUCAUUUGAACACUCGUUUGGCUGACGGCUGUCUAACCUCAUUUCCCCCCCCCAUACACAUGCAGGCUCGGCCAAGCAUGCAUGUGUUGUGAACUAGAGAGGGGGUAAAGCGGCUGAUUUCAACAGCCUCAACCCUUCUCUCCCUUGACAUCUGCUGGGGAGAGGCCCUCCAUACACAUUAGAUGGUCGGCCAGAUCCCGACGAAAUCGGUGAGUUCCUCUGAUGUAAAUGUAAUGUUUAUGACCAGCUUAUGAUGUAGGCCCCCUUCCUGACAUUAACAGCACAUAGAGGACUUUUUUUUUAAAGUAGUCCAUGCCUUGACCUAUCCAUAUGUUCUGCAUUGCCUAGAUCCUGAACAUGCCGGGUGCGGACUAUGCACCUCUUUUCCAUUAUAUGAUUGUGUGUGUAGUAUAUUUAUUGCACACUUCCACAUACACCUUAUACGUGGCUCAUACCAGUCGUCAUUUAUGUAGAUGGUAUAUAUUCACACACUUCCUCCACAUAGUCGUCCAUGAACAUGUGUAUGUCUUGUAUGUUAGAUUAGACCGCGUGCGUGCGUGCACAAUCUUUCCGUUCUUUUUCUUGGGUUUAACGCCAUCACCACAGCGGUCGUCGUGGUGAAACCUUUUUGGAUGUUUUCUAUUUAUGACAAAUGUGUUGUAAGAUAAUAAAAUCCCCUAGAACCGAA